Mus pahari (shrew mouse) is the source of this 3990-nucleotide messenger RNA. It is a transcript of the gene Epb41, whose product is annotated as erythrocyte membrane protein band 4.1. The coding region runs from base 101 to 2431 and encodes 776 amino acids. The transcript has 18 exons. The record is from RefSeq and is a predicted model, not a curated record. Gene Ontology annotation, molecular function: actin binding; structural molecule activity. Gene Ontology annotation, cellular component: cytoskeleton; plasma membrane. Lineage: Eukaryota; Metazoa; Chordata; Mammalia; Rodentia; Muridae. Gene Ontology annotation, biological process: cortical actin cytoskeleton organization.
GGGCCGGAGCCUCGGACGCGGGCGCCGCCUCCUGCCAUUGUUCGUCGGGCUGAAGCUGCGGCCGGCGCGGGAGCCGCGGGCCGAGAACCCCGGGAACAUUAUGACAACAGAGAAGAGUUUAGCAGCUGAAGCUGAGAAUUCUCAGCACCAACAACAGAAGGAAGAAGGAGAGGGAGCCACAAACUCAGGCCAACAAGAAACUCAGCUGGAGGAGGCCUCCCAAGCGGCCGCAGCUGAGGGCAGCAAUCAGGGUGAGCAGAAGCUGAAAGCAUCCAAUGGGGACACUCCAACACAUGAGGACUUGACCAAGAACAAGGAACGGACAUCAGAAAGCAGAGGCCUGUCACGACUGCUCUCCUCAUUCCUCAAAAGGCCCAAGUCGCAGGUCUCUGAAGAAGAAGGCAGAGAAGUAGAAUCAGAGAAAGAGAAAGGUGAAGAAGGUCAGAGGGAGAUAGAACUUGGAACCAGCCUUGAUGAAGACAUCAUUUUAAAGGCCCCCAUUGCAGCUCCUGAACCUGAGCUCAAAACAGACCCAUCUUUGGAUCUUCAUUCAUUAAGCAGUAUAGAAACACAGCCAGCUCAGGAAGAACACAGAGAGGACCCAGAUUCUGAAACGAAGGAAGGAGAAGGGAUUGAAGAGUGCUCUGGAACAGAGGUGAAAGAGGACCCAGAAUCAAGAACAGAGAGAGACCCUGAAGCCUCCCAGAAGCCCGUCAGAAGACACAGAAACAUGCACUGUAAGGUCUCCUUGUUGGACGACACGCUCUACGAAUGUGUUGUGGAGAAACAUGCUAAGGGACAAGAUCUGCUUAAGCGAGUAUGUGAGCACCUCAACCUUCUAGAGGAAGACUACUUUGGUUUAGCCCUGUGGGACAGCGCAACCUCUAAGACAUGGCUGGAUUCUGCCAAAGAAAUAAAAAAGCAGGUUCGAGGUGUUCCUUGGAAUUUCACAUUUAAUGUGAAGUUUUAUCCACCCGACCCAGCACAAUUAACAGAAGACAUAACAAGAUACUAUUUAUGUCUUCAGCUUCGGCAGGACAUUGUUGCUGGACGUCUGCCCUGUUCCUUUGCAACUUUAGCCCUACUCGGGUCUUACACCAUCCAGUCUGAGCUGGGAGACUAUGAUCCAGAACUCCACGGUGUGGAUUAUGUUAGUGAUUUUAAACUGGCUCCAAAUCAGACCAAGGAACUUGAAGAGAAGGUCAUGGAAUUGCAUAAAUCAUACAGGUCCAUGACUCCAGCUCAGGCUGACUUGGAAUUUCUUGAGAAUGCCAAAAAGUUGUCCAUGUAUGGAGUUGAUCUUCACAAAGCAAAGGAUUUGGAGGGAGUGGACAUCAUCCUCGGCGUCUGCUCCAGCGGCCUUCUGGUUUACAAAGACAAGUUGAGAAUUAACCGCUUUCCUUGGCCCAAAGUGCUAAAGAUUUCUUACAAACGCAGCAGCUUCUUCAUCAAGAUCCGGCCUGGAGAGCAAGAACAUUAUGAAAGUACCAUCGGCUUCAAGCUCCCCAGUUAUCGAGCGGCCAAGAAGUUAUGGAAAGUCUGCGUGGAGCAUCACACGUUCUUCAGACUGACCUCUACAGACACCAUUCCCAAAAGCAAGUUUCUUGCCCUGGGAUCCAAAUUCCGAUACAGCGGCCGAACUCAAGCUCAGACCAGGCAAGCCAGUGCCCUGAUUGACAGGCCUGCUCCACACUUUGAGCGGACAGCAAGCAAACGGGCGUCCAGGAGCCUCGAUGGAGCAGCAGCUACUGAGUCCACAGACCGAAGUCCUCGGCCCACCUCUGCCCCAGCCAUUGCUCAGAGUCAGGUCACAGAAGGGCCAGGGGCACCUAUCAAAAAAACACCAAAGGAAGCUGUGAAGGUUGAAGAGAAGCGGGGAGAAGAGCCAGCUGAGUUGGCUGAGCCGGAGCCCACAGAAGCAUGGAAGGUGGAAAAAACCCACACCGAGGUCACAGUACCUACCUCAAAUGGUGACCAAACGCAGAAGCUUGCAGGAAAAGGUGAAGAUCUGAUAAGAAUGAGGAAGAAAAAGAGAGAGAGACUAGAUGGUGAAAACAUUUAUAUCAGACAUAGCAAUUUAAUGUUGGAGGAUUUAGACAAGAGUCAAGAAGAGAUCAAAAAGCAUCAUGCCAGCAUCAGUGAACUGAAAAAGAACUUUAUGGAAUCGGUACCCGAACCACGGCCCAGCGAGUGGGACAAGCGCUUAUCCACACACUCACCCUUCCGGACUCUUAACAUCAAUGGGCAAGUCCCUACUGGAGAUGGAGUGAAGAAAACUUCUCUCCUCCCCUCGGAAAGAAAGUGCCCUAGCUACUUUAUCCCUGAUACAUAUCACUUAGGGGUGUGCAAAGAACCGGUAUUCAGUUUCCAGACCGACCAGAGAAGGCUAGCUCAGCUAAAGGAACUCAGAGCCAAGUUUUUCCUCUCAUAGAUGCCAUCUGCCUUGAUCAUGGAUAGCAGGAUACAGGGAUGCAGGGGAGAAAAGGUCCAAGUUGACCAACUGGGGAGCUGGGGGAGACUCCCUUAAACGCUAUCAAAAGUAUUUGCUAAGUAUAUAAACCUUCAUGAUGAUCAUAACCAUUUCAGUGAGGGUUUCCAGGCUGUGCAAUCACUGAGGUCUUGUGGGGGAGUAUUUGCCUUUCUUGUUCUUCUCUGUGGCUGCCCCACCCCAGGGUAGACCCUGGAGACACAUGAUACAAUUUAUAAUUUUGAUCUUAUCUUGCAGUCUUUACUUCUAUUCCACUGAGCAAAAUCGAAUUCUCAUACUGAGCUAUUGCAGUCAGAGUCUUUUUUGAAGAGAUAUGAAAAUUGCUCUUUAUAUUCUGCCAUUCUGUUUGUUAGUAAAAGUAACUUCAUUCAUGACAAGCAGAAUGCUUCAUUAUUGACACUGUCUGACGCAUUGAUGAUUGGCAGCAGCAUCAAAGCAGUUAAAAAUGACCUGGAAUCCAUAUGUGGAAAAACAUUCAUGCACGAAUAGCCUCAGUAAGUGACAGAGAGAGGGGAAGCAGGUGACUGCUUGAACUCCCAAGUGUUGCAACACUGAUUUAUUCCAAACACUAAACUUUAAUUCAGUCACAUAGUUAAAUUGCAGGGUAAAUUGCCAAAGUAGCGAGGGGCUAGAACAAGAGCAUCCAGGAGAUCUUCCCACACCUUUGCACAUCCCCAAGAAUCACUUAAGCAUUUUCCAUCUGUCAUUUUGUUCAUCUCUCUGUCUUUCUUGAUCUUCUACUGUGAAAGCAGACACAAGAACGUGCUCUGUUAGUACAGGGUGAAGAGAACAGUAAAAGGCCAGAGAGAUCCACUGAGAGAACCUUGCCCCAGCGAGAAAAUGAAGAGAUUGCUCCCAAGGUUUCUAUUCCAAUCCCCGAGGAACACAAGGCUCUCAAAAAGUGCCGCCUCUACUCUAGUGCUUUUCCGUCGCCUCGUAUUCCUUUCAUGAUGUCUUUUCUCCUGGUCCUUGCCCUGGCUGUUUGGUGGUUGAUCUUUCUGUGAUUGGAAAACAGGGUGCUCAUCUGACAUGUCAAGACUAAAACCACCGAACUCUGUCUCUGGCUUGGAAUGUGUAAUUGUCCACAUCACACCUCGGAUCCUGAGCGUUCACUGUCAUAGGGACCUCUGGAGGUUCUUUUUCCUGUCAAUAAUAAAAUGUGAAUCUCUGCAGAGUAUACAUUGUGAGGAAAAAGGAGUAGCAAUGGAUUGGCCCACCCGUGCUCCUACCCCGAAGUUAACUCGUUUAGGCAAAUCAGAUGGAGGUAUAUGGCAGGUGGCACUCACCUCAAAGCUACCGUGCAUGCUCUUACUGUUGACCUGCUAUGUCCCCUUCUCAGUGUCUCACGCAGACUGGGACACUCUGAAAACAUUUAAUGGACUAUUUUCCCAGUCUUCUAUAGCCAUUUUUCUGGCGUGGGCUCUGUAGUUUAAGAAGAAAUUCGAUUUCCCAACCUUUGAAAAGCCUUAAAUUGAAAAUUUUAAUCCAAAAAAAAAAAAAAA